AUAUCCCCUUAAAUUCAGAGUCACACUUGAGGAGCUGCUAAACAACCAAACAACACAACUGGAACAUUUGCAUGAACGUGCCUUUGAGAAUGUCUAACAUGCUGUUAGUACUCAAUGUCAUCCUCACCCUGUGGGUUUGCUGUGCUCAUGGGCAAGGAAAAACAUGUGAUUUUCCAGAAAUAAAACAUGGAAGCAUAUAUAAUGAAAAUAGAUAUAAAAAAAUCUUCCCAGCUGAUGUAGGGAAAUAUUUCUACUACACCUGUGAACACAGCUUUGUGGCUCCUUCACAAUCACUCUGGACUCGAAUAAACUGUACAGAGAAAGGAUGGUCCCCAACACCAAAGUGCCUCAGACAGUGCUUUUUCCCUUGGGUGGAAAAUGGUCAAUCUACAUCUUCAGGACAAACGCACCGAGAAGGUGACAUCGUUCACAUUGUGUGUGAAACUGGCUACAGCCUCCCAAAUGGUCAGAGCAACAUUACCUGUGGAGAAAGAGGCUGGUCCUCCCCUCCUGAAUGCCGUCAUGUCUACCCUCGAGGAAGAUGUGGGCCUCCUCCACCAAUAGACAAUGGAGACACUGUCUCAUUCCCAUUAUCACAGUAUCCUCCAGGAUCGGCUGUUGAGUACCAGUGCCAGGCCUACUAUGUACUUCAGGGAAACAGACACAUAGUGUGUCGGAAUGGAGCGUGGUCUGAACCCCCAAAGUGCUUAGAUGCAUGUGUUAUUUCAGAAGAAAUGAUGAAACGACAUAACAUACAGUUAAAAUGGAGAGAUGAUAAAAAACUUUAUACUAGAACAGAUGACACUAUUGAAUUUACAUGUAAACGUGGAUAUCGCCCAACGACACCAAUUCAUACGUUUCGAGCAACCUGUCAUGCAGGAAAAGUGGUGUAUCCUCAUUGUGAAUGAAACAUUGGUUAAAAUGCAGUCAUAAAACUGAACUUUUCAUUAUUAAUCCAAUUCUUAUUUUAUCAAGUAAACCAGAAUUUAUGUUAAA
Molecule: messenger RNA, 996 nt
Organism: Bubalus bubalis (water buffalo)
Lineage: Eukaryota; Metazoa; Chordata; Mammalia; Artiodactyla; Bovidae
Product: complement factor H-related protein 2
Exons: 5
Coding region: 72-908 (278 amino acids)
Source: RefSeq, a predicted model, not a curated record